CCAAAAAUCCUGAACACCCUUUGCACCUACAUGCAGCAGAGCACCCACAGGCCCUUCCUGCUCCGGGCGGUGUUUCUCCUCGCCCGCUUUCACCGGGAGCCCCUCAUCACCAGCCUCCUCCGGAAAGGUCCACCCAUGGACAGUGACACAGUGGAGCUGUGGAGGAGCCUGGGGAGAAGCACCAUUGGGAUUCAGGUCCUGAGGUGCUUAGUGGAGAAACUAAACAGAGCAGGAAACAACCGCCUGUGGACUCGCUUUCCCGCUUGGGAGCGGCACAACCGUCAGACUGCUCUGGAGACUCUGACGAUCACCCGUGCCAUCUCCGAGGUGGUGCUUGCCCUGAGGAGCACGGAGGAGCUCAGGCAGCUGCUUCCCCACCUCCUUCGCAGCCUCCUGAGGUGGGCCAGUGAAACGCUGGGCAAGGAGAGGCUCCUUUCCCCCAGGAAUGGCUGGAGGCAACUGUUCCUUGAGGGCCAGGUGCUUGAGGAGAAGCCAUGCAGGAUUUUCCUUUUGGCUGUAGAGUUGGUGCUAGGCAAAUGCAUGGCACAGACAUGGAUGCAGCUGCUCAUGCGUCAGGCAGUGUGGGCUCGCCUGGAAGACCCCCUGGCUCACCCUGAGGGGUUGCGUCUCUUGAGAAGCGUCCUGCUCCAGGCUGGGCUUGUCUCCCCCUCUCUGGUGAAGAGCCUCUUGCCACGGCUGCGUUCCUGA
Messenger RNA from Gavia stellata (red-throated loon), 708 nucleotides. Its product is annotated as maestro heat-like repeat-containing protein family member 2B. The coding region runs from base 31 to 708 and encodes 225 amino acids. The transcript is spliced from 5 exons. The record is from RefSeq and is a predicted model, not a curated record. NCBI's taxonomy places the organism in Eukaryota, Metazoa, Chordata, Aves, Gaviiformes, Gaviidae. Gene Ontology annotation, cellular component: cytoplasm.